AUGAGAACCAUUACCUUAAAGUGUAUCAUUUUCAUGACAUUAAUUUUCUGCGGUGCUAAAUUAAUUGAAUCAGCCGCGCCGAAAAUAAUCAGACACUAUGGCGAUAAUGUCGUCGUAUGCGAUCAAAAAGUAGGCAUAUAUUGGGAACAAGUCUUGGGGGGCUACAAAUUUACCAUCAUCAAUCCAAAUUGUCACAAGGGACAAUGCGGAAGGUUGUCAUGUUAUAAUGUACAUGUCAACUUUUACGUUUAUCAACCAACAGGAAAUAAAAAUGAAAACAAACAAUGGGGAAUUUUAUAUGAUUUUCAUAUAUUCAGAUACAAAAAUGGCAACAGAGAAUGUUUGUACAUUUGGGAAAGCAAAUUCAAAAAGGAUUUUGAUUCUUGUGGAAACAUUGUUGAUACAAUUAGUCAAUCCUAUCAAUUUUUGAAAACUUUUAGUAGGAUUGCAAGUCUACUAGUGGAAGAUACCGUUGAAGGUGCAGAAAUAAGUGGAGCCGUAGCAGAUGUCAUAGAAGUAGCUAUGGUUGCAGUUAUAGUAGUAUAA
Molecule: messenger RNA, 546 nt
Organism: Acaulospora morrowiae
Lineage: Eukaryota; Fungi; Glomeromycota; Glomeromycetes; Diversisporales; Acaulosporaceae
Source: the annotation of a GenBank genome assembly